Petromyzon marinus (sea lamprey) is the source of this 2793-nucleotide messenger RNA. RefSeq names its product dual specificity tyrosine-phosphorylation-regulated kinase 4-like. The record is from RefSeq and is a predicted model, not a curated record. Gene Ontology annotation, molecular function: protein serine/threonine kinase activity; ATP binding. Gene Ontology annotation, biological process: peptidyl-threonine phosphorylation; peptidyl-serine phosphorylation. Gene Ontology annotation, cellular component: cytoskeleton; cytoplasm. Lineage: Eukaryota; Metazoa; Chordata; Hyperoartia; Petromyzontiformes; Petromyzontidae.
AAAACCUUUAUUAUGAAAAGGUGACUUAGUAAAUUUAAAUAAUCAAAUAGUUAAUAAUGAAAAUGUAUCAAAAUUUGUGUUAUAACAAUUCUAUUUAAUUAAGUAUAACGUGUUGUUUACAUUUCAAGUUGCGUUUUUUGUGACGUCACAUUUCUCAAACACCCCCCCCCUCGCCACACAUCGUCAUAAAUGUCUGAACCCCCGAGGUGCGUGACGUCAUUUAUGGACAGCCCCUUAGUGUUGAUGAUGUGUGUUAGUGAUGUGGGUCCGUGUUGAUGUGUUCGUGAUGAUGUGGGUCCGCGUGAUGAUGUGGGUUUGUAUUGAUGAUGUGGGUUUGUAUUGAUGAUGUGUUAAUAAUGAUGUGAGUCCGUGUGAUGAUGUUAGUGUUGAUGUAGGUCUGUGUUGAUGAUGUGGGUCUGUCAUGUGGGUCUGUGUCAUGUGGGUCUGUGGCACUGGGGGUGUCCCCCUGUCUACACCACGUGGCGACAUCGCCCCCUACUGCCGUCACAACUUGCCAGGACUCCAAAAUGAGGAAUCCCGGCCCUCGGCGACGCAUGGUUGACUCAGUGCUCGUUCACUGCACUUGCCCCAACAGACUGUUAAAGGCUCUCCGUGGGUUUCUCUGUAUCGGUGCGUGUGUGUAGAUGGCCGGGGUUACAGAUCAGGAUAUGGGUGGCAGCAGGGAUGUGCAGUGGAGCGCGCAGAUUCCAUCAAACGCCAUUACCACCGGCUUUGGCAAAACCCCGCAAGAAAUCCUGACGCUAUUUGGAGAUAACCUGACCCCUAUCGAGAGGAGUGAACUCUUCACCGUGGACCGUGUCUGGUAUUUCGGACUCCACAACAGAGGAUUAGGCACCAAAAACCUGGACUACGAUGAUGCCUAUAACCAUUACGUCUCGGUCCAAUACGAGCAUCUAAAUUUCCGCUACGAGGUGCUGGAAUGGUUGGUGCUCAAAGGUCAAAGCCAGCUCUUCAGAUGCCGAGACCACAAGACCAAUACCAUGGUGAACGUGAAGAUGUGGAGGCAGCCAACGAGCCCCCAGGAUAACCACAUGCAGGCGAUGGAGCUCAAGAUCUUUUUCAGACUUCAGGAACUGGCCAAUGAUUUCAAUGUAAAACUCCUGGACCAUUUUUACUUCAGAGGGCACAACUGCCUCGUCCUGGAGGACUUAUGCAAUCCAAGUGUCUCCCAUUCUAUUAAAUCGAUGAAAUCCCAGCGAGACGUGAUGGUGAUAGUGCAACUAAUCACCAAGUCCAUUCUCAGAAUCCUGAUCCAGCUCCACACCAAGGGCAUUGUGCAUGGGAACAUCAAGCCGAAGAACUUGUCAUUCAAGGACGCCCUGGCAGGAACCAUCCGCAUCAAAAACGUAGAGAGCAGUUUUUUUCCCGGAUGUCAAUGUUCACAGAUUUUUGGUACUCGUGCAUACCUUGCCCCAGAGGCUUUCCUGGGACACGCGGCCUCGUUCCCGGUUGACAUGUGGGCGCUGGGCUGUACGGUGGCCGAGUUGGUUACUGGGAGCGUCCUGUUUCCGGCCGUCGGCCGGUAUGACCAACUUCCAUGUUACAUGGAGGUCCUGGGAAUGCCUCCUGAGAGUCUGGUGAAUGCCGCGCCCGAGAGGAACAAAUACUUUGACCCUUUGGGCAGUCCUGUGAUGUCCGGACAAGACAGGGUACCGGGCAGUAACCCAAUCAGCGUGGCCCUCGGGAGUCAGGACACGGAGUUCAACGACUUCAUCAGCCGCUGCUUGGAAUGGGAUCCGGCUCUGCGCAUGACGCCUGUCGAGGCGCUGGCGCACCCUUGGCUGGGAAGGACGCCACCGGACGAGAGAGUGCCCAGGCAGCCAGCGGCGUCCACCCAGGAGGAUGAGACGCAACAGGACGGGUCGGUGGAGCAGCACGGGCCUGGGCCCCAAGGUGGGCCCCAGGUUGAGCAGCACGGGCUUGGGGCCCAAGCUGGGCCCCAGGUGGAGCAGCACGAGCCUGGGCUCCAAGUGGAGCAGCACGGGCCUAGGCCCCAAGCUGGGCCCCAGGCGGAGCAGCAUGUGUCUGGGCCCCAAGCUGGGCCCCAGGCGGAGCAACAUGGGCCUGGGCCCCAAGCUGGGCCCCAGGCGGAGCAGCACGGGCCUGGGCUCCAGGUUGAGCAGCACGGGCCUGGGCCCCAGGAUGGGAGCCAGGUGGAGCAGCAUGGACCUGGGCCCAAAGCUGGGCCCCAGGUGGAGCAGCAUGGGCCUGGGCCCCUGGAUGGGAGCCAGGUGGAGCAGCACGAGCCUGGGUCCCAGGCGGAGCAGCACGGGCCUGGGCUCCAGGUUGAGCAGCACGGGCCUGGGCCCCAGGAUGGGAGCCAGGUGGAGCAGCAUGGACCUGGGCCCCAAGCUGGGCCCCAGGUGGAGCAGCAUGGGCCUGGGCCCCUGGAUGGGAGCCAGGUGGAGCAGCACGAGCCUGGGUCCCAGGUGGAGCAGCACGAGCCUGGGCUCCAGCGGGCAGAGGAGGAGAAGAAGAGCGAGGAGGAGAAGAGUGAGGAGGAGAAUCGGGAGCAGAAGAAUGGGGAGGAGGAGAAUAGGAAGAAGAAGCACGUGUCCCUGGGUAGAGCGUGCAGAGUGGUCCGCUCAAUUUUCCGCGCCCUCUUCUACUGCGGUGAUUCACCCACCGCAGAAUAGUGGGGGAACUAAGUGUGGUAAUGUCGUGUGAUGGGAUCAACAUUGCCACCAUCACACAUUCACCACACACCACCCACCACACAUGCACACACUCACCAUACACCACACAAACAUGCACACAUUCAUCACACAUAAG